Astyanax mexicanus (Mexican tetra) is the source of this 2564-nucleotide messenger RNA. RefSeq names its product succinate-CoA ligase ADP-forming subunit beta (gene sucla2). The transcript is spliced from 11 exons. Gene Ontology annotation, biological process: succinyl-CoA metabolic process; tricarboxylic acid cycle. Bases 35 to 1435 code for a protein of 466 amino acids. Gene Ontology annotation, molecular function: succinate-CoA ligase (ADP-forming) activity; ATP binding. The record is from RefSeq and is a predicted model, not a curated record. Gene Ontology annotation, cellular component: succinate-CoA ligase complex; mitochondrion. Lineage: Eukaryota; Metazoa; Chordata; Actinopteri; Characiformes; Acestrorhamphidae.
UCACUUCUCACUGCAUAGCGCUGCAGAGAGCAACAUGGCGGCCUCCCUGAUCUGCGGCCGGUUAUCCGCUGGGCUCAGGAGUUCUGGGUCCCGGACGACUUUAGGUUCGGCGGCUAAGGUACUAGCUGGGACAUCAGGGUUGUUGGGGAACCAUGGCAACCAGCCGUCUCCGCCGGCGACGUGGCAGCAGCAGAGGAACCUGUCCCUGCAUGAGUACAUGAGCAUCGGCCUGUUGAAGGAGGCAGGCAUCUCCGUUCCUGCAGGUUUGGUGGCCAACACGCCUGACGAGGCCUACAACGUCGCCAAGCAGAUCGGCUCUAAGGAUCUGGUGGUGAAGGCGCAGGUGUUGGCUGGAGGCCGAGGCAAAGGAACAUUUGAGGGAGGCUUGAAAGGAGGAGUCAAAAUCGUCUACUCGCCAGAGGAAGCGAGGGACAUCUCCUCACAGAUGAUUGGUAAAAAGCUCUACACUAAGCAGACGGGCGAGGCGGGGCGGAUCUGUAACCAGGUGUUCAUCUGUGAGCGUCGCUAUCCCCGCCGGGAGUAUUACUUUGCCAUCACCAUGGAAAGGUCUUUCCAGGGUCCUGUGCUGAUUGGCAGCUCUCAGGGGGGCGUGAACAUUGAAGAUGUGGCGGCUGAGAAUCCGGAUGCCAUCGUGAAAGAGCCUAUUGAUAUUGUGGAAGGCAUAAAAAAGGAACAAGCAGUAAAGGUAGCUCAGAAGAUGGGUUUCCCUGAUGCUUUGGUUAAUGAUGCAGCUGAAAUGAUGAUAAAACUUUAUAAUGUCUUCAUCCAAUAUGAUGCUUCAAUGGUGGAGAUCAACCCUAUGGUGGAAGACUCUUCUGGCAUUGUAAUGUGCAUGGACGCAAAGAUCAACUUUGACUCCAACGCUGCAUACAGACAGCAGAAAGUGUUUGAUAUGCGAGACUGGAGUCAGGAGGACAUUAGAGACAGACAAGCAGCAAAAGCUGACUUAAACUACAUUGGCCUGGAUGGUACUAUUGGAUGCUUGGUCAAUGGAGCAGGUCUUGCAAUGGCAACAAUGGACAUCAUUAAACUCCAUGGUGGAACUCCUGCAAACUUCCUUGAUGUAGGUGGUGGAGCCACUGCACAUCAAGUGACAGAAGCCUUCAAGCUCAUCACAUCUGACAAAAAGGUCCAGGCCAUCCUGGUGAACAUUUUUGGUGGGAUUAUGAGAUGUGACGUCAUCGCUCAGGGAAUCAUCAUGGCUGUCUCUGACCUGGACCUGAAAAUCCCUAUUGUAGUGCGGUUACAAGGAACGAGAGUAGACGAUGCCAAGGCGCUAAUCGCUGCCAGUCCUCUGAAGAUUCUGGCCUGCGACGAUUUGGAUGAGGCAGCUAAGAUGGUUGUAAAGCUUUCUGAAAUUGUGUCGUUGGCCAAAGAAGCCCAAGUGGACGUGAAGUUCCAGCUGCCCAUCUAAAGACGGCUCACCCACCCAGAAACCACACCCAGAAACCACGCCUCUUUUCGAAUCACAUCUCGGACGGGAGUCCGAACCUUGAACUGAGCUACUAGCUGCCGCCUCCCAUGUCACUCAUACACUGUGUGUGCGAUCUUCUGUCUGCGGUUCGUUUCCGAACCUCUUCCUUUCAGCCGCCUGUCGCUUUCCUCCCUUGUGCUUCCAGAAUGUAAAGACACGGUCAUGUCUGAUUUUUACUGCUUCUUUAUUCUCCGCCAGUCAAAUAGACCCACUUCCCCUACACGCCCAAAUUGUAGAAUUCCCUGCUCUAAUCCAAUGUAACUCACACCUAGACCAAGCAGGUUGUCUUGAGCCCUAUUCAGACGGGAUAAGGAAAAUUUAAUGAAUCUUAGCAUUAAUGACUGAGAUGGGAGUAGCUACUCGAUUUAUACACUGAUGCCAUGUCCAAAACAUGUUGAAAGCCUAUUUUAAAACCCACUCACAGUGAUGAGUAAAUUUUUUUCCACAAUAUUUGACCCAAUAUUUACACACGUUUCUAUUAGUGCUGAGUUUAUAUAACCUAGAUUUAUUUAUAUGGCUGAUUAUGCAGGACGCAGAACCAUGCUGUCCCUAUAAAUGACUGAAAAUACAUACUCAGACAAGGACAAAAAAUCACUAUGGAUGCUUGGUAAUAAUUACUAAUCCUGUCUGGAUAGGGCUUUAGUUACUUUUGAUUAGGUCAGGUCAGUAUUACUAUGACUUGUUUAUUUGUUGUAUUUUGGCACUUGUUUCUUCAUUUUAUCAAGAGGCGGACCUAUUUAUGUGGGACUGUAUUUAUAUUGAGGAAUUGUACACUGGGGUGAAGCUUGCUGGAUGUUCUGGAUGUAGUGGAUGUUGACUGCAAAUCCUCUCUCUUGCCACAAAUGCUCUCUCAGUAAAAUCACUUUUUGCUCUCGUCUAGAGCCUGGGAGGCUCUUUGCUUCAGUCAGUGUUUCCAAAGAGCAUGGCACCGUUUUCCCGCCCUAAUGAACGCACAAACACUUCGGGGAAUCUGUGUAAACCUUCUAUUGUAUUGUGUUCUCUUGCCCAUACAUGGGAAGUACUGGUUAGCAAGAGGGAGCAGAUAAAAAUAAAAUUAAUAAAAUGGUCA